Messenger RNA from Mustela erminea (ermine), 3886 nucleotides. It is a transcript of the gene VSTM5, whose product is annotated as V-set and transmembrane domain containing 5. Gene Ontology annotation, cellular component: dendrite; plasma membrane; axon. Gene Ontology annotation, biological process: positive regulation of excitatory synapse assembly; filopodium assembly. Lineage: Eukaryota; Metazoa; Chordata; Mammalia; Carnivora; Mustelidae. The coding region runs from base 436 to 1038 and encodes 200 amino acids. The record is from RefSeq and is a predicted model, not a curated record. The transcript has 8 exons.
GACCCUGAAGCCAUUAUAAUGAUCGUUUCUCUUGGUCCUCAGGCAACAGCUGGUACUUUCCCUCCCUCCCGCCAUCCAGCAUCCAGCAUCCAGCGUCCAGCGUCCAGCAUCCAGCCGAAUCUGGAAUCUAUACCAGUGAACUGGGUGUGAACGGAAGGAGACUGGCUCAUUAUUUGCCAUUGUUUACUUCUGAGUGUGGGCAUUCUCACCGCUUCCCAUUCUGUCUCUCCUCUUUCCUUCCCACUUCUUCCCACUGGCUCAGCCACAAUACAACCAGCUCAUCAGCAUUUGGCCCUGGAGGACCUGCGGACUCAGGGGAGGAGGGCAGAGGCGGCGGGCGGGAGCAGCACCGCGGCGGUGACAGCGCACAGCCGGGCCCGGCCGCGCCGCGCCGCAGGACGCCCAUGCCCGGCCCGAGCCGCCCAGGGAUUGCUCAUGAGGCCUCUGGCGAGCGGGAGUAGGAAGAACCGCGGCGUAUCCCUGGGGCUCCUGGCCCUCUUCCUGGCCGCAGCCCGGUGUCUGCAAAGUCAGGGCGUGUCACUGUACAUCCCCCAGUCCGCCAUCAAUGCCACGGUGGAGGAGGACAUUCUGCUCUCGGUUGAGUACUCCUGCCAUGGCAUCCCCACCAUCGAGUGGAGGUAUACGUCUAACUGGGGAGCGCAGAAGAUCGUGGAGUGGAAGCCAGGGACUCAGGCCAACAUCUCCCAGAGCCACAAGGACCGACUCUGCACCUUCGACAACGGCUCCAUCCAGCUCUUCAGUGUGGGCGUGAGGGACUCCGGCUACUACGUCAUCACGGUGACGGAGCGCCUGGGGAGCAGCCAGUUUGGCACCAUCGUGCUGCACGUGUCAGAGAUCCUCUACGAAGACCUCCAUUUUGUUGCCGUCUUCCUUGCUUUUCUCGCUGCUGUGGCCGCGCUGUUAAUCAGCCUCAUGUGGGUGUGUAACAGGUGUGCAUACAAAUUCCAGAGGAAGAGAAGACACAAACUCAAGGAGAGCACCACCGAGGAGAUCGAGCUGCAGGAUGUGGAGUGUUAGCCAAGGCUGUGCCCAGUUCCAUUCCUACCUCAGAGGGAAAGUGUUAUUUUUCCAACAAAAGGGGCCAACAUGGCGGAACCACCCUCCCAUCCUCCUGUUGGCCAGCCUUGACCAGCCAUUCCUGAAGGCGCUACGGCUGUGAACAAAAUCAGCUGUGCGGAGUUGAGGACUUGGGUUGGACAAAGUCAGUUCUAGCACUCACAAGAAGUUCAGGGAGGGCCUGGCUGCUUGCUCAGCUGCGCUCUGGGGCCGAGGCCAGGGCGCAUCCAGACGGAGCGAGCAGCCAGCCCUGAACAAGCUCUCUGUGUUCUUCCCGCCCAGCCUGUCCCUCCCAUCUCUGCCGGGGGAGCUUCUUUGAAAAGUUCUACCAUGGUCUGCCUGCCGGGCAGAGGUGGAAGCUGCGAGGCUGCCUGAGGUGCUCAGAGCAGGGCCACGCCCUGGGCUGGAAGCUUUAAGGCGAAGAACUUCAUUUGUGAAUGAGGGACCAGCACUGGAAACAGGAAUUAGGGAGAAGAUUGCCUUUCUCUUCCUCUCUUAUUCUGACAUUAAUUGGAUUUUCCCCUCCUAUGGCCUCAGUUUAAACCAGUGGGAGGAACCCGGAUAUUCUUAGCCACUGUAGGCAGCAACUGGUGUCCAAAGGACUUCCUGACAAGCUGGGUCAUGGUACUUGUGUGAAAGUGAGCCUGCGUGGGGGCUGGAAUGACUAGAACGUUACCUGAGGCUUCAGAUCUCCGCUCCUCAGUCACCAACUCUUUGUUUUCAGUCAGGCCCUUGCGCUCUCCCCAGUGGGCUUAGGGAUGCUUGCCGCUCACCUACCUCACCAGAGUAUCACAUGAAGCCCACAGUAUGCAUGGAGCUCCUGGGCAGUUGAAGAAAAAGCAUGAGGAUUCUUCAAGGAUCUGGAAAGCAAUAAGCCUUCUACUGAACGCUGCCAAAAGGCCCAUGGGCAGGAAACCGGUUUGGAUCUGGGCAGCGGCUGCUGGAGUUCUGUGUCCUCUUCAACACUCCCUGCUUUCCAGAGCUGAACUUCUUGGUGCAUCAGAAGUCAGGCAUGGCCAUCUUCAGAAUACAAGGAAGCGCGGAGAGAUGCCUGGCUGGCUCAGGAGGUGGAGCACGUGACUCUUGAUCUCAGAGUUGUGACUUCAAGCCCCAUGUCAGAUUGGACCUUAUAAUGUGGACACAGAGGGAGGUUGAAUUCCUUGGAUGCAACAGACCUGUGAUUAUGCAGACCUCCUUGAUAACCCUUACACAGCAGUCUUUGUGAAUCUGUGCUCUGUGAAGUAUGCCUCCAGGAUGAAUUUCUGGAAGUAGACUGGUAGACAGGAAGCAGCAAGCUCUAGAACAAAGACCAAGCUCCGGUCACUGAUGGAGUGUCAGUCGCACGCACGUCCCGGUGCUUGCUAUUUCAGACGGAGGGUUUGUCGGGGAUGAAUGACCUAUGAUGUCCGUUCCCAUCCUAAAGUGCAAUUCCAAGAGCCUUUGGCCCCAAGUACAUAAGGCCGCGAAGACAUGGAGCAGGAAGUGAAGGGAGAAUGAAGGUAUGGAGACGGACCACACAGCAUGGCUAUCAAAAUGAGCUGGAGAAAAAGACAAUUUUCAUGGCCACAGAUGCACUCAGUCUUUACCAUCUGUGAAUGUGAACAAUGCAGGACAUUCUGAAAUGCUUUCUCCUACUGGUAAAUGAAAAUACAGGUGGCAUCUUCACUGCUUCCCAAAUUCGAAAACGCUUGACUUUUAGAGUCGUUUGAUGUUUGGUAUCUGCACAGCACUUUGGAAUUUCAUGCCCCUUACCAACUGUACUGAGGGAGGCCUCUGAACCAUCACUGAAGUGAGCAGGGGGCAUCCUUGUCCUUGCUGUACACCCAAGGGAACUGGCUUCGAGGGGGCAGCCUUGCCAAACGGAUGCAGCUGAGCAGAGGGAGAACCGACAUCUGAACGAUGCUCCUGCCAGCCUGCGAACAGAGUGAGGGACUAACUGGUUUUCUCCAACUGGUCUCCCAAGUUUCACAGCGCCUCUUUCCAACACCAGGUUAUUCAGGCUGCAACAACAAGCUGGAAAAUGUGAAUCGACACAAGGCCCAAGAGCUGCCAUUUCCUGCCCCUCCCCCACCAUUACCUCAGUUUCUGUAGUGGGUCAUGGCUCUUCACUACCCAGUGAUUUAAAAUAAUGGGGACAGGAGUGCAUACGAAGAUGGUGUCAGUCUUCAACUGUUCUACUCUCCUCAGAUGAAGUUUAAGAGAACAGGAGGUCGUCCCUGUGCAUGCGCUCUCUGCUCCGCUCAGCGUGGUCCCGUUGGAACUAGCUCAUGACGAGAGAGAAGAUGAAGCAUCCAGAAAUGUUUGCUUGAUAGCCAAUUUUAUGUCUAUUAUCAUAAAAUGGGAGGGUUUUUGUUUGGUAUCCCUUUAAAGUUUAAUUUUUCUAAUUCAUUUUUAUUUACCAAGAUACCAAUCUGCAGUGGAUGGAAAUUUUUUAAAAUGUUAAUCCUCUGGCAAAAGUCCAUGGAGAUUUGCUGUAUCAGAGUGUGAGCCCUUAAAAUCAGGUAAGACUCCUCGUGGGAGAAGAGCUGUCCAGAUGAGCUCAGGAUAAUUAGCUAAGGCAACUUUUGUGGGCUACCAUUGAAAAGGCUUAUUAAUUCAGAUUCAGACUGAUUUUUUAAAAAAUUUCUGUGUAAAGAAGGAUUAAAAGGGGACAGAAAAGCAAAUACGAAGAUGUUACGGUAUUUGGGACUUACAAACUCCAUUUUUCUUUUAAACUUUUUAAAGUUACUUCAGAGUCACCUUAUACAUGAUUAAAAGGGUUAUCUUCUAAAAAACUGAAAGCAUUUCUCAUAAGGAAAACACUGCUUAU